This is a messenger RNA of Mizuhopecten yessoensis (Yesso scallop), 3516 nucleotides long. RefSeq names its product tripartite motif-containing protein 3-like. The record is from RefSeq and is a predicted model, not a curated record. Gene Ontology annotation, molecular function: ubiquitin protein ligase activity; protein binding; translation repressor activity. The transcript is spliced from 2 exons. NCBI's taxonomy places the organism in Eukaryota, Metazoa, Mollusca, Bivalvia, Pectinida, Pectinidae. The coding region runs from base 209 to 1510 and encodes 433 amino acids. Gene Ontology annotation, biological process: negative regulation of translation; proteasome-mediated ubiquitin-dependent protein catabolic process; protein polyubiquitination.
CCUUUAGGUUAGCCACGUGACAUUAACACAACUACGCGUUUUACACAAUCGAUAUAUUGAUUGACGGCCACAGAGGACUCAACGGUCAAUGUACACGUUCUACCGAGAGAGCAACUCUUAAAGAGAUCGUCUCAACAUGGUCUAGCCGCCAUAUUCCGUCGAACUAUAUGCAUCAUUAGCAUUUAUCUAAAGGUGAGCGCGGGUCGAGAUGCAUCACAGAAGACAGAAUAUUGUUCAACAAAUCGAGGAAACGUUUCUAAGUUGUGCUGUAUGUCUACAGCCCUAUGAUCAACCCAGGGCUCUACAAUGUCUUCACACGUUCUGUGAGAAAUGUCUGGGCGAUUACUGCAAACAGCAAUUAUCUCGCCAUGAAGGAGCAACGAUGUUUCCAUGUCCAGUUUGCAGACAGGAUAUAACAAUACCACCAAAUGGAGUGUCCGGAUUUCCUUACAACCAUCUUAUUGCUAGUCUGAAAGAUGCCGUUCGAACAAAUGAUCGUCCAGACAGCUUCCAUUCAAAUAGAGUUCUCAGCGCGACUUCCGAACGAGGAGAACGCCGACCGAUUUCUACGAGAGCUUCUGUACGACCGAGCACGAAGUGUUCCGCACGGUUUGGCAAAUUUGGCGAGAAAGAAGCUGAAUUUUCCAACAUUUCCGGAUUAACAGUUCACCCCGUGGGCGAUAUCGUGGUAGCAGACUGUGGUAAGAAUGUUAUCACUGUUAUGGGAUUCAAUGGUAUUUCUAAACAUAGUUUCUCAUGUAAGUGUUGUAUACGAGAUGUUGCGAUUUCUAAAUUUGGGACCUUGCUGGUGACUGUCAGCCAAUCAGAUGGCGCUAUUUUACACGAGUAUACACUAGAUGGAAGGUUUGUUGCGCAAUAUGGCGACAAAUACGCCCAAGAAAAUCCUUUCGGGAUUGUGGUUACAAGUCGUAACAAAGCCGUUGUAUCUGGAAUAACUAAGAACCGGAUUCUUAUUUUCAAUGAAAGAAAGAAACAAACUCACUGGUUCGGAGAAGCCGGAGAUACGUUGGAGCAUUUUCUAUUUCCGUAUUACGUCACCGUCAAUAGCCGUGAUGACGUCAUCAUAUCUGACAGCGGAAACCAUAGGAUUAAGGUAAACAAAAUGGACGGAAAAUUGAAAUUUUCAUUCGGAUCACAAGGAUCGAAGGACGGAAGGAUGUUUUACCCUAUGGGCGUGUGUGUCGACUAUCUCGACAACAUUUACGUGGCGGAUGCAAACAACUACCGGGUACAAAUGUUCUCACACAAGGGAAAAUACCUUGCCACGCCCAUCAAAAACACAUUUGCAUAUGGCAUGGACGUUAAGCCAAUCAGUAUAGCGUUCUCACAGGAUCAGCUCAUCGUGUCUCUUCGCGGUGCGAGAUUUGCCGAGAUUCAGGUCUUUGAGUGGGACCCUUUUAUCUAUGCAGAACCACGCUCGUCCCUUUUAGGGUGCUGUGGAUCGUAUAAUAAAGUUGCUGAUAGUGGACUGUAUCACGCGUGGUCCUGACUUUUCUUUUCACACCCUUGUUCUUUCUUUGUAUGUUUACCCAUCCCUUUUCUUUCUCAACCGCCUGUGUGUUGUUUGAAACCAUCACAACAGCUCAGCUAACACACCAUUAUGAAAGAAAUGAAAGAUACAUACUUGUGUAAUAUCAGCAGGGUUAACAGGGCUGAUCCUGUCCAUGGCUACGGCAUAUUAUAAAGUUUGUUUGUUUUAAACGCAGAUACAUUACUUAUAAAUGCAAAUAUAUUGCAAUCGCAGUGCCGGCGGGGGCAUUCAUUAGGGUCUAGUGAUCUAGUGACGGUGGUGGAGUUAGGUGGAGCGGGAACAACAGAUGGUCGCAAGAUUGGGGGUAGCGAGUUGGAAAACACUAAGAGAUCUAGAGUCGAUCAUCAAGACGGGAGUGAAUAAGCUUAAGGGGAGAGGGUACUACCUAGGAUACAAACAUAUGAUCAGGAGUGAGAGAUGGACGAGCACGGAAGAGUCAAGCGGCAAAGUGGAUUGGUGAAGGGAUGGGAGGGAGAUGAAGGAGUCUAGAGCGGGUUUAAGGGCAUGCUGGGGGAUGUACAUUUAAGAGACUAGUAUCAGGGCAUAGUCUAACAAUAAGGUUAGAUUGAUAAGGAAUUAAAUAGAUGAGAUUCUGGCAUCAGGAUGAGACUGGAGAAGAGGAACAGCUUAACGGUGAAGUUGUCAGAAUAUGUAUUUAAUAAUUGCGAAAUGGUAGAAAAAAUAUCGCCAACCAAUCACCAAUUUCAUCGUAUGGAAUGAUCCUUCACACAGUAUUGUGUAUGAUCCCUGAUUAGUUUUACUAAAAAACACACUUAAUCCCCUUCCUUCCAACUACUAAUCACCCCUUUCAUAUUCCCAGAUAUGUCCCAGUAAGCUGACGUAAAUUGUAUCAUUGCUCCGUCACAUUACUAAUAUACUAAACACUAGCGGUACAUACUUACGCUGAAAGUUUGAAGAUAUUGAGGAACAACUGUCAUUAGUGAUAUAUUUACAUUUUCGCUGCUACGUGACUAUUAUAAACCAACUACAUGUAAACUUUGUUUCGGGUCAUGCGACCAUGAACCGAAAUGAGUAGUAAAACAAUACUGAUGUCACGUUUGACUCUCGUUUGGAAUUGUUGGGCUAGAAGUUGUUUAUUCCAAUUUGAAACCAUAGAAAAAAUACUUGAUUCUACUAAAAUUACUAUGCUCUAUCAUUUGUAGGCGGAAAUGAAAUGAUUUUUUUUUUAAAAAUCAGAACCACUUCUGAAAGCAGUUUAAUGAUUAAAUAUAUGGUAGGGGAGAUGUCAAAAAUUAUUGAAACGGGAAAGUAUCCCAACGUGUUAAAUUGAACUACUAUUACUGGAAUGUACCCGGAAUUUAAUUUUACAUAAGCCAUACUUUUGGUAACCGAUUACCGAUUGGGUUUUAGGUAUGUGAUGGCUCAAUCGAAAUAACCAUUCUAACUAAACGAUUUCAAUCGUCGUUUAGGCAUUAAAGGGACAUCACGUGAAGAGCCAUAUUUUUUAAUAAAAGUAUGUGUUGUAUGCACUUCCGCUUAUGUUACCUUGCUAUCCCCAUGCGUAGUCCGUUCCAAGUGUCGAGUUUGACCACUUGCAUUGAUCGGGAAAGCCCUGUUAAAAAAAACGCCAAUAGCGUCACCUGACGGUUUUGAAACGAGGCAGUAAACAUAGGUGGUCUGACCGAGAUGCAAAGUUUCAAGCCCCCAGAGUGGGCCGUCAGGCAACUGCAACUUCUUACCGCACUCUGAAACCAAGUAAUAUGAUUUCUAAGUCCGUGUUGAAACUCAUUGAAUCAGUAAUUAUUCAUCAUCAGAAGUUAGUUGUACACAUGCCAAUACUCAGAAUUUAAAUGAAGACAUAUUUGUUGGCAUCUCGGCAUUAUUUAUAGACACCAUGCAAUAUCUAUUACCGGAAUGUGACCGGUACAAAUGGUACGGGGCUAAACUUCUUCCCUCAACCCUGGGGCAAACCUUUCUGUAAAAAUGAAUAUUCACGGGACGAA